CCGGAAUGUUCAGCUGAAGGGGCUGCACAAACACCUGCUGCAGAGAUACAUGCAUGUAAAGAUACAUGUAGAAACAUUUAGGAGAACACUGCACUCAUGCAUUUGCUUUGUUUGGAAAUCAUUCCUUUGUUUUGGAGCUUUCUGGUUGAGGAAACUUCCAGCCAUAGUGGGAUGUUUGACCAAAACCACCGGCGUUAGUCUGCAGGGUGGUGUGGACAGUGGAACUGGUGGAGCUGGUGGAGUGGUUGUGGCCAGCGAUGUUGGCAUUGUGUCAGUUGUGGCAGGGAAACCUGUGAAAAAUGAAGGUGGACGUGUUGACUUGCCUGGCUCUUGUCGUCAGCCUCAUCACCACAGUGACCGGCGGCCGCAACUCCGGACGCAGGAAGCACAAGGAGGUGUUCCUUGGGGAGAACAGCAAGUUCAAGUUUGGAGGACGUAUUGACUACAAGCUGAAGAGACAGGACAGCACCAAAACACUGCUGAUAAAAACUGAACAGCUGCUGAGGAUCGAGGAGCAUGACUUUGCCAUGAGACCAGGCUUUGGAGGUGCAGCCAUCCCUGUGGGCAUCGAUGUGCAGGUAGAGAGCAUCGACAGCAUCUCAGAGGUCAACAUGGACUUUACCAUGACUCUGUACCUGCGUCACUACUGGAAAGAUGAACGGCUGUCGUUUCCGUCCCGAAACAAUCAGAGCAGGACUUUUGACUCGAGGCUCGUGAAGAAGAUCUGGGUCCCUGACGUCUUCUUUGUCCACUCCAAACGCUCCUUCAUUCAUGACACCACCAUGGAGAACAUCAUGCUGCGGGUUUACCCAGAUGGAAACAUCCUCUACAGUGUCAGGGUCACAGUAACGGCGCUCUGCUCGAUGGACUUCAGCAGCUUCCCUCUGGACACACAGAACUGCUCACUGGAGCUGGAGAGCUAUGCAUAUAAUGAGAACGACCUGAUGCUUUACUGGAAGAAUGGGAACGACUCUCUGAGGACGGAUGAGAUCGUCUUGUCUCAGUUCUUCAUUGAGCAUUUCCAAGCCUCUAGUGGCCUGGCUUUCUACAGCAGCACAGGUUGGUACAAUCGUCUGUUCAUUAACUUCAUCCUGCGGAGGCACAUCUUCUUCUUCAUGCUGCAGACAUACUUCCCCACCAUGCUGAUGGUCGUCCUGUCCUGGGUCUCCUUCUGGAUCGACAGGAGGGCUGUUCCUGCGCGUGUCUCUCUGGGUAUAACCACAGUGCUUACCAUGUCCACCAUCAUCACUGGAGUGUCCUCCUCUAUGCCUCAGGUAUCGUACGUGAAAGCAGUGGACAUCUACCUGUGGACCAGCUUCCUGUUUGUCUUCCUGUCUGUAAUUGAAUAUGCGGCGGUAAACUACUGCACCACUCUGGAGGAGAUGAGGAAGAUGAAGAGAGGGAAGAUCCCAUCCACCUUCAACGCCAGCCAGGCGAUGGCCUUUGAUGGCUGUUUCCAUGACAACGACAUUGAGCUGACUCCUUUCUCCCGCAUGGCACCCACCAUGACCUCUGACCCCCUCGCCACGCCAGACCAGGCCCCAGACAUCCGGCCCACAGAGGGGACUCGCCUCCGCCGGCAGCGGUCCGUGCGUGAAAAUGUGGACCUGUUUGUCAACAACAGCUACAUGAUUGACUCGUACUCCCGUCUGGCCUUCCCUCUGUCCUACCUGCUCUUCAACACCAUCUACUGGAGCCUGUACUCCUGAUCCACCACUGCACUCUCUCCAAGAACCCUGGUGCACUCUAACAGAGUCGAGUUGUGUCAGAGAGCAUGCUGGGGGAUUCCUCCUCUCCACAGGGCUCCACAUGCACUUCAAUGAAUGAACUCUUGAUCGCAGGAGCCCCUUCAGCUCUGGCUACAUCAGUAAUCAUGUUCUUUACAGGAGGAGAUAAAAGCACUCCAGCUCCUCAGAGUAGGAACUCUUAAUUCCGCACAGUUUCACCCCGACAUUUGCCUCACAAGAGCAGGUUGAAUCCAGAGACUUGGAAAUUAAUGGAUCUUAGUUUUUUUUUUUUUUAAUUUAUUUAUUUUUUUUAUUAAGCUAUACAUGUGACUCUUAUCUUGUAAUACUCAAAGGUCUGGUUUCGAAAGGUUAUUUCACUUCUUAGCUACAGGGAGAUUGAAGUUAUGUAAAAAUGUUCUCUUUUUAUUGUUGAAAAACAUCCUUUGCUUUUUGAUGAAUAAUAUGAGCCAACCAAUCAACCA
This is a messenger RNA of Epinephelus lanceolatus (giant grouper), 2209 nucleotides long. Its product is annotated as gamma-aminobutyric acid receptor subunit rho-3-like. Gene Ontology annotation, molecular function: transmembrane signaling receptor activity; extracellular ligand-gated monoatomic ion channel activity. Gene Ontology annotation, cellular component: membrane. Gene Ontology annotation, biological process: monoatomic ion transmembrane transport. The record is from RefSeq and is a predicted model, not a curated record. NCBI's taxonomy places the organism in Eukaryota, Metazoa, Chordata, Actinopteri, Perciformes, Serranidae.